UUGGCUGAGCCGUGGAAAUGGCGCCUGUGGCUGAGGGGGAGGUGAGGGAGCUGCGGUGGGAUCUGAUGGACAUUCACUCUCUUCGGCUUUGGUUUCAGCUUUGCUCUCCGAGCUGAAGAAGCUUUCGAAUCUUAGUCUGCUCCACUCCUUGGUUGUCGUACCCUCUUGGCCAGUUGCUGCCGCCGGAGACCCCUUGAAGGGCACGGCUAGGAUGGAGAGUCCGAGCCUGCGGGACUACGGAGCUGCCCGCUCGGUCACUUCCAGUGAGCGCCUAGACCCAGACCGGCCCAGUGACCUCCGGCAAAAAGAUGUUACUCUGGAAUUGGAAAGAGUGGGAGAAGAUGAAAAGCAAAUGGUGAUAAAAAACAGCAGUGAGUGGAAUCCCCUGCUGCAAGAAUCCAUUGCUUCCAGUCAGAUUGGUGGUAGUACAAUGACAGAAUGCCGUAAGUCUGUCCCAUGCGGAUGGGAAAGAGUUGUGAAGCAAAGGUUAUCAGGGAAAACAGCAGGAAGAUAUGAUGUAUAUUUUAUCAGCCCACAAGGACUGAAGUUCAGAUCCAAAAGUUCACUUGCUAAAUAUCUUCACAAAAAUGGAGAGACUUCUCUUACACCAGAAGAUUUUGAUUUUACUGUACCUUCUAAAAGGGGCAUCAAGGCCAGACAUAAAGAUAACAACAUAGCGCCUCUGACAUCCCAAAUGCAAAAUGAAAGGAGCAAUUCAAACUGGAACCUCAGGACACGAAGCUGGUGGACAAAAGGUGUCUUUCCCCUGCCAAGUGGUACUUCGGAAUCGCAAAAUAGCAGAGGACCAUCUAACUUUAAAGAAGAUGAGGGUGUUAAUGAUGUUGACUCCAGAAAGGUUAGAAAGUCCAAACGAAAGGUGACUAUUUUAAAAGGAAUUCAAAUUAAGAAAACUAAAACAGGGUGCCAGAAGGGUCUUCCCAAGUCUACUCAAACUAAUAGGAAAAGAGAAUCUGAAUAUAAUAAGGCAGAUGCUGAAAGUGAACCUGUUGAGCAAAGAAGUCAGCUUGAUAAAACUUUCUCCAUUUCUGAUGCUGGAGCAAGCAACAAGACCCUCAGUGUAACCAAUGAAGAAAAGAGAAUUGUAAAAGAAAAAUCACUGAGUUCAGGAUCAAACUUUUGUUUUGAACAAAUAACUUCUGGCAUCAUAAACAAAUUAUGUUCAACCGAAGAAGCAGAACACAGCAAGAAGUGUGAGGAAACCUUUUUAGAAUCUGAGGAAAUAAGAACAAAAGUAGAAGCUGGGGAAAGGAAGGAACAUUUGCAUGCUGACAUUUUAAAAUGUGGCUCUGAAAUGGAUGACAACUGCUCACAAACGGAGAAAGACUCUAUUUCUGUGAAAAUAUGUCAAGGUAUUCAGAGCGCUGAAGCAGCUGAAGAUACCAUUCCACGGACACAAAUAGAAAAAAGAAAAACAAGCCUAUAUUUUUCCAGCAAAUAUAACAAAGAAGCCCUUAGCCCCCCACGACGCAAAGCCUUUAAGAAGUGGACACCUCCUCGGUCACCUUUUAACCUCGUCCAAGAAACACUUUUCCAUGAUCCAUGGAAGCUCCUCAUCGCUACUAUAUUUCUCAAUCGGACCUCAGGUAAAAUGGCAAUCCCCGUGCUCUGGGAGUUUCUAGAGAAGUACCCUUCCGCUGAGGUAGCAAGAACCGCAGACUGGAGAGAUGUGUCAGAACUUCUUAAACCUCUUGGUCUCUAUGAUCUUCGAGCAAAAACCAUUAUCAAGUUCUCAGAUGAAUAUCUGACAAAGCAGUGGAGGUACCCAAUUGAGCUUCACGGGAUUGGCAAAUAUGGCAAUGACUCUUACCGAAUUUUUUGCGUCAAUGAGUGGAAGCAGGUGCACCCUGAAGCAUUCAGCCAGUAGAUCUGGCUAAGCCCAUCCCUGCUCCUCCAUUUAUUGUGAUAAUUCUCAGGGUCUAUAACCUUCUUCUGAAAAAUGGCAUAUUAAUACUUGACUCAUGUUGUCACCAGCCCACGUGCUAGGUCAUGUUAAAGAUCAGUACUAAAUUGGAAAGUACUUUGUGAAGGAUUGCCUUAAUGUAAGAUAGAGUUUUAAGUACUCAUGAAUCUAAUUAGGUUAAAGGUUUUAAUUUGCAGGAAUAUUACAAUAAGGUAUUGUUCCCCUACUGUACCUUUGAAAGGCCCAUUUUAAAAAUGUAUUUCUAACUAACUUCUGUCUCCCAAUGUGUUGUAUUUC
Molecule: messenger RNA, 2218 nt
Organism: Neofelis nebulosa (Clouded leopard)
Lineage: Eukaryota; Metazoa; Chordata; Mammalia; Carnivora; Felidae
Gene: MBD4
Product: methyl-CpG binding domain 4, DNA glycosylase
Exons: 8
Coding region: 212-1885 (557 amino acids)
Biological process (GO): base-excision repair
Cellular component (GO): nucleus
Molecular function (GO): pyrimidine-specific mismatch base pair DNA N-glycosylase activity; DNA binding
Source: RefSeq, a predicted model, not a curated record